AGCGCCGUUCCCGCCGGCGGGGAGGGGGGGAGCGCGGGGGAUGCCUGGAGCGCUUCCGGUUCCGGCGGCGGCGCCCGCGUGAGCGCUCGGGAGCGGCGCGGGGGCCGCGCGCGCCAACCGGAACCGGAACCGGGACCCCGGACCGGAAAGGAGAACCGGAAACAGCCUCGGAAGGGCAGCGGGGCCGUAACCGGAGCGCCGCGACCGCCCGGCCUCCGCCAUGGCGCUCAUCUGCUCCAUUUCCAACGAGGUCCCGGAGCACCCGUGUGUGUCGCCGGUGUCCAACCACGUGUACGAGCGGCGGCUGAUCGAGAAGUACAUCGCGGAGAACGGCACCGACCCCGUCAACAACCAGCCGCUGUCCGAGGAGCAGCUCAUCGACAUCAAAGUCGCCCACCCGAUCCGGCCCAAGCCCCCCUCGGCCACCAGCAUCCCGGCCAUCCUGAAAGCCCUGCAGGACGAGUGGGACGCCGUGAUGCUGCACAGCUUCACGCUGCGCCAGCAGCUGCAGACCACGCGCCAGGAGCUGUCCCACGCCCUGUACCAGCACGAUGCCGCCUGCAGGGUCAUUGCCCGCCUCACCAAGGAGGUCACUGCCGCCAGAGAAGCUCUGGCCACGCUGAAGCCUCAGGCCGGGCUCAUCGUGCCCCAGGCGGUGCCGUCAGCGCAGCCCAACGUGGCCGGCGCUGGCGAGGCCAUGGAUCUGGGAGAGCUGGCGGGAAUGACGCCGGAGAUCAUCCAGAAGCUCCAAGACAAGGCCACGGUGCUGACCACGGAGCGUAAGAAGAGGGGCAAGACGGUCCCGGAGGAGCUGGUGAAGCCAGAGGAGCUCAGCAAGUACCGGCAGGUGGCCUCACACGUGGGGCUGCACAGUGCCAGCAUCCCAGGAAUUCUUGCCUUGGAUCUGUGUCCUUCCGACACCAACAAGAUCCUCACUGGUGGAGCCGACAAAAACGUCAUCGUGUUCGACAAGAGCUCGGAGCAGAUCCUGGCCACGCUCAAGGGCCACACCAAGAAAGUCACCAGCGUCGUCUUCCACCCAUCCCAGGACUUGGUGUUCUCGGCUUCUCCCGACGCCACGAUCCGGAUCUGGUCCGUUCCCAACGCCUCCUGUGUCCAGGUGGUCCGUGCCCAUGAGGGCUCCGUGACCGGGCUCAGCCUCCACGCCACGGGUGAUUACCUGCUCAGCUCCUCGGAUGACCAGUACUGGGCUUUCUCGGAUAUCCAGACAGGCCGUGUCCUCACCAAGGUGACGGAUGAGAGCUCUGGAUGUGCUCUCACCUGUGCCCAGUUCCACCCGGACGGGCUCAUUUUUGGGACGGGAACGAUGGAUUCCCAAAUCAAGAUCUGGGAUCUGAAGGAACGCACCAAUGUGGCCAACUUCCCUGGACACUCUGGCCCCAUCACCAGCAUCGCCUUUUCUGAGAACGGGUACUACCUGGCCACGGCAGCCGACGACUCCUCGGUCAAGCUGUGGGAUUUGAGGAAGCUCAAGAACUUCAAGACAUUGCAGUUGGAUAACAACUUUGAGGUGAAAUCCCUGAUUUUCGACCAGAGCGGGACCUAUCUGGCACUGGGCGGGACCGAUGUCCAGAUCUACAUCUGCAAGCAGUGGACAGAGAUCCUCCACUUCACAGAGCACAGUGGUCUGACCACAGGAGUGGCCUUUGGCCACCAUGCCAAGUUCAUCGCUUCCACAGGCAUGGAUCGGAGCCUCAAGUUCUACAGCCUGUAGCCCUGGAAGCGGGGCUGGCAUUUUUUGGGAUUCGGGGUGGGAGGUGGGUGGGCAUAUCCAAUGUGGGAUUAUCCAGGUGGGAUUAUCAAACUCCCCUGUUGUAGGUGUCAGCACAAGGGAAGUCGGGCAUUGCGUUCCCUGUGCUCCAUGAAUUUAUUGUUUAGUUUUUUUCCCUAAUUCUGUGUGUUUUCUGCCUUUAGAUUGUUUUGUGCUUGUAACUGGUCUGACAAAAAACCCCAAUCCCGGUGCUGGUGGAAGUUUGAGGCCGGGAUGUGUGGAAGGAGGGAGGGAAGGGAGGACUGUGCAGUUUUGUAAGCAGUUAAUUAGUUUCAGUAUGGAAAUAAAGAAUUAUUCCCUGUCAUCCUA
This is a messenger RNA of Lonchura striata (white-rumped munia), 2101 nucleotides long. It is a transcript of the gene PRPF19, whose product is annotated as pre-mRNA processing factor 19. Lineage: Eukaryota; Metazoa; Chordata; Aves; Passeriformes; Estrildidae. Gene Ontology annotation, biological process: DNA repair; protein ubiquitination; mRNA splicing, via spliceosome. The record is from RefSeq and is a predicted model, not a curated record. Gene Ontology annotation, molecular function: protein binding; ubiquitin protein ligase activity. Gene Ontology annotation, cellular component: U2-type catalytic step 1 spliceosome; Prp19 complex; cytoplasm.